AUGGCGACUCCCAUCGACCGCGUGAACACGAAAGAUGAAGACGAUGGCGUUCAAGGUGGCCUCCUAGAAGACGGGCACCGCACAGCGAAUGCGGUGGCAAUCACCGACUCUGAUACUGCUGUCCUCGACAACGAUGAGGCCACACAGCUUGCUGGCUUGGGUGCUGGGGUGCGCGAUCAGGACGAUCUAGAAAGAGACAUUGGGCGGCAGGCCGAUAAGCUCCUACUCGAGCAGGCGGAAGAGCGGGAUCAAAAGCGGCUGAGCAAGGCGCAGACGGAUAAGGAUCGCUUGCUUGGACAGAUCCGGAGACUCGAGCAAAAGCUGACCGAGUUCGGCAACCAUGCGACCAAGAACAAGUAUCGUGCGGAGAUUGAGCACUACAAUGCUUUGGUUGCCACUCUCGAUACCGACCUCGAGCAGAUACAGAAGCGUAUCAACGAGCGACAUGCAGCGGCCGGCGGUCACGAUGGAGACGCUGCCGCGGAUGAAGAUGCCGCGAACAAACGAAUGCCCGGCGAGAGUCAGCGGGAAUUUCUCAUCCGGACCGGCAAGAUCACCCCAUUCUCCAAGAUGGGCAGACAACUGUUGAAGACUUCAUCCAGCCUAGGAGACGUGCUGUUGGAUGCAGAAGAAGAGGAGGGUGGAGAAGUCGAAGAACAGAAGCAAGAUGGGGCGAGCGAGCAGUCGGCGACACGAGAAGGUCCGAUCUCGCAUCGAAAUCUUCGUGCGCCCGGUUUUGACCAGUCCGAUUCUGCUACCACCAGCGAGGAAGAAUAUGUUUCUGGUAGGCCUGCGAAGCGGCGACGACUGCAGACACGAAGAUCCAUUCGCGCGCUGUCCGACGAGCCCAACGCGCCCUCCGAUGGCUCGGAUGCGUAUGUCUCAGGCGAAGAUCAAGCUGACGCCGCCGGGAUUGAUGAGUCUGUUGAUGACGACGCAGACAGUGAUUUGGAGCCCACACUCGCAACUACGCCGGGUAUCAAACGCAGGGGCAAAAGCAGGGUGAUGAUCAGACCUUCGGCAGAUGAUGAGGAUGACGAUGCAGACGACCAAGAAGACCUAGCAGGCGUAGAUGAUGGCAAUGAACAAGUGUAUCAAGCACGUCUCAACAGCUGGGUGCGAAGACGCGGUGCCGCAAGAUCGAAGUUUCAACAGCUCCAGGCACCCAAUGGUCCGCAAGAAGCCGAACACGAAGACGGGGAUGUGAUCAACGAGCGCGACGGGACGCAGAAAGAGUGGCAUCUACCCCAUCCCAGUCGAACGGACACCGAGUUCGAAGGUGGCUUCCGCAUCCCGGGAGAUAUCUAUCCAUCGCUCUUCGACUACCAAAAGACUGGGGUAAAGUGGCUGUGGGAGCUAUACUCGCAACAAGUUGGCGGCAUCAUCGGCGAUGAGAUGGGCUUGGGCAAAACAAUUCAGAUCAUUUCGUUCCUCGCUGGCCUGCACUACUCCGACAAGCUUACCAAACCGAUCGUUGUGGUUUGCCCCGCGACGGUCAUGAAGCAAUGGGUCAACGAGUUUCAUCGUUGGUGGCCUCCGCUUCGAGUGUCCAUAUUGCAUUCUUCUGGAAGCGGGAUGUUCGACAUGAAAAGGGAGGCCAGGAUCGAAGAUGAUCUUGAGAUGACCGGGUAUAGCCGUGGUAAGACCUUGAGUAAGGGACACAAAUCAGCGAAGCGCAUCAUCGACAAAGUCCUCCACGACGGACAUGUUCUGGUCACCACCUACUCCGGCCUGCAAACAUAUGCCGAGCUCCUCAUACCGGUAGAUUGGGAGUACGCAGUUCUCGAUGAGGGCCACAAGAUCCGGAACCCCAACACCGCCAUCACCAUCUACUGCAAAGAGCUCCGAACGCACAAUCGCGUCAUCCUUUCCGGGACGCCGAUGCAGAACAACCUGCAAGAACUGUGGAGUCUGUUUGACUUCAUCUUCCCCAUGCGCCUCGGCACGUUGGUCAAUUUUCGCAACCAAUUCGAGAUCCCGAUCAAGCAGGGCGGGUAUGCAAACGCCUCGAACCUUCAAGUGGAGACGGCAAUGAAGUGCGCCGAGACGUUAAAAGACACGAUUAGCCCAUAUCUUCUGCAGCGAUUCAAAGUGGACGUUGCUGCAGACUUGCCCAAGAAGAGCGAGCGCGUACUCUUCUGCAGGCUGACCAAACUACAGCACGACGCCUACGAGUGGUUUCUCGAGAGCGAAGACAUGAAAAGCAUCCUCGCCGGCAAGCGGCAAGCGCUCUAUGGCGUGGACAUCUUACGCAAGAUCUGUAACCAUCCCGACCUGGUGGAGCACAAAACUCUGUCGAAGAAGGCCGGUUAUGCGUACGGCAUGGGCAGCAAAUCGGGCAAGAUGCAGGUUGUCAAGGCGUUGCUGGAGAUUUGGAAGAAGCACGGCCAUAAGACGUUGCUGUUUGCUCAGCAUCGGAUCAUGCUGGACAUCCUCGAGAAGUUCGUGCGAGAGAUGGAUGGCUUCAAAUACCGACGCAUGGAUGGCAACACGUCCAUCAAGGACCGGCAGGAUCUGGUUGACGAAUUCAACCGCGACCCCGAUAUCCAUGUUUUCCUGCUCACCACCAAAGUCGGUGGAUUGGGCGUCAAUCUUACUGGGGCGGAUCGCGUCAUCAUAUACGACCCGGAUUGGAAUCCCUCCACGGAUAUGCAAGCAAGGGAGCGAGCAUGGCGAUUGGGUCAAAAGCGAGAGGUGGAAAUCUAUCGGCUGAUGACCGCCGGGACAAUCGAGGAGAAGAUCUAUCACCGACAAAUCUUCAAGCAAUUCCUCACAAAUAAGAUCCUGCGCGAUCCAAAACAGCGGCAGACGUUUCAGCUGAGGGAUCUGCACGAUUUGUUCACGCUUGGCGACACUCUGGAGGGCGGGCAGACCGAGACCAGUAAUAUCUUCAAAGGCACAGAGGUCAAUCUCGCUGCCCCAAGAGCCAACAUGCAGGAGCAAGGCCUACCAACACCACCAGAAGAUGAGAACGGCCAGCACGUUGGGGACAUUACGGGUGUAUCCCGGCAAGAAAGGUAUCGCGGCGAGGAUAUGGCAGCCAGUGGCGAUGCCGGGACAGAUGACCCGGCGUCGGGCAAAGACGACCGUAUGCUAUCCUCCAUCUUUGCCCGAUCUGGGGUACACAGCGCUCUUGAGCACGAUGCAAUCAUCAACGGUCGAAAGGCGGUUCGCGCGGAUCCCGAAAUGAUUGCGCGUGAGGCGAGAAAGGUCGCUCGUCAGGCUGCGGCAGAGCUGCAGCGGGCGGGCGAGAUCGCGCGCACCAUCCCCGCCGGCGUGCCGACGUGGACUGGCGAGUUCGGCGUCGCGGGGCGACCGGAUGACAUGGCGCCGGGGUCUCGCCGUGGCGGCCGAGGGGGCGCUCGAGGUGGCAGUGCUCGAGGCGGUCCAUCUUCCGCAUCUGUCCUGGCGAACUUGCAAGCACGCCAGAUGGGUGUGGUCUCCUCUCCCACUGCCUCAUCCAGCAGGUCCAACACUCCGCUCUCCCGGCGCGAACGCGAGCAGCAGCCAAAGGGCAAGGACUUUCUUGUCCUCAUCCGCGACUACCUGAUGGCGCAGGGGGGCCAGGCGUACACGCAGAUGUUGAUUGAUCACUUCAAUCGCUUUUGCAAGACCGAGCAGAGGACGGCGGAGUUUAAGGAGAUGUUGAAGACGAUUGCGGUGUUGGAGAAGGGAGGGAGGGGUCGGGGAAAGUGGGUGUUGAGAGAGGAGUAUACGCCGCGCGCUGCGUGA
This is a messenger RNA of Neohortaea acidophila, 3732 nucleotides long. RefSeq names its product SNF2 family N-terminal domain-containing protein. The coding region runs from base 1 to 3732 and encodes 1243 amino acids. Gene Ontology annotation, molecular function: ATP binding; ATP-dependent chromatin remodeler activity. The transcript has 2 exons. The record is from RefSeq and is a predicted model, not a curated record. Gene Ontology annotation, cellular component: nucleus. Gene Ontology annotation, biological process: transcription-coupled nucleotide-excision repair. NCBI's taxonomy places the organism in Eukaryota, Fungi, Ascomycota, Dothideomycetes, Mycosphaerellales, Teratosphaeriaceae.